Rotaria sp. Silwood2 is the source of this 258-nucleotide messenger RNA. The record is from the annotation of a GenBank genome assembly. NCBI's taxonomy places the organism in Eukaryota, Metazoa, Rotifera, Eurotatoria, Philodinida, Philodinidae.
AUGAAAAUUGAUGAAGCAUUUGAAAUUAAACCGCAAGAUGAGAUUCCACCAUAUAAUAAGACACCGGCACUAUAUUUUUCUUGUCCAACAGUUUUUUUUGCUGUUUUUCGUACUUUAAUUAAUGCACAUUAUUCAUCUCAAGUUAAUGAAUGGAGUUUAUUAUCAAUGACAAGUAGUGCACAAAGAAAACUAAUACGUAUGGCUAAAUGGGAAUUAACUGGUCUUAUGUUAAAUGCAUAUUCAUUGCAUACAACUUAA